CUAUAGUUUGUAUGCUGAACUCCAGUGGCGACGGUGCGCCUCCCUCCUCCUCUUGUGCGCCUUCGUCACUAGAAACAGGGGAUCGCUACACUUACAUCACUUCAAUGAACUCUACAGAGCAGUUCAUAAAAGCUGAGAUUGUAGUCACAACUCCACCAUCUGCAGCACAAUCAUCUCCCAGAGGAUGAUAGCAAGUGUCCAUUCCACCAGAAUGCCACAAAAACCAUGCACAACUACUCCUAUGAAGGCAGUUCUCAGCUUCUGUCUGUAGUCCUUCCAAGAACAUCUCCUCUGCCUCCUGCAUCACUGCGCAUUUGAAGCAAUGAUCCGCCCUAGAUUUUUCCGUGACCAAUAACAUUAGAGAUCAAGAGCAGUAGGGAGUCCAGUGAUGUUGCUCUUCACCUGUCAAGAUCCUUCUCGUGCUGGUACGAGAGCUGCGGGAAGUGACGGGGUAUGAUCCCGUUACAGCAGGAUCGUUAUUACAGAUGACAAGGGGGUAUAACGCCAUGUAACAGAGCAUUUAUGUAUCAUUAUAACGGCCGGUAUUUUGGACGGUGCUUUACUUGAGCGGUAUCACUGACUCCCGACCGGCCCUUGUUUGGCUUGUCAUGGGUUCGACUGUCUUCUCCGUUGCUCGUCUCCUGAGAAGAGCCCUCCAAAUCCGUCUGCGGUGCUCAGGAUCGCCGCUAGCCGCUGGGUCAAGCAGGCAUUUCUGCACCGCGAGAGCUCCUCGAACGACGCUGCAGUCCAUGAUAUGGCCGCUAGGCCUCCCCAGCGUCAGCCUCGAGCCGGAGCUCGACCGCUGGGUCGCGAGGGGCCACCGCGUCCGCCUCGUCGAGCUGCAGCACGUGAUACGAGAGCUCCGCAAGCGUCGUAGGUACAAGCAGGCUCUUGAGGUUUCUGAGUGGAUGAAAGGCAAGCAGAAAAUACAGUUCAUGUCCAGUGACCAUGCUGUGCAUUUGGAUCUAAUUGGUCAAGUCCAUGGACUCUCAUCUGCUGAAAGCUACUUUAAUAACAUGCGUGAAAAUGACAAAAAUGAAAAAACCUAUGGGGCACUCUUGAACUGUUAUGUGAGAGAACGGCUGGUAGAGAAAUCUUUGUCACAUAUUCAGAAGAUGAAGGAACUUGGAUUAGUAUCCUCUCCUUUGCCAUAUAAUGACAUCAUGUGCCUGUACACAAAUACUGGCCAGCAUGAAAAGGUUCCCUCAGUGCUAGAAGAUAUGAAAACUAAUGGUGUCCUACCUGAUAAUUUCAGCUACAGGAUUUGCAUCAAUUCUUAUGGUACAAUGUCUGAUAUUAAUGGCAUGGAGAUGAUCCUAGAGGAGAUGGAGCACCAGCCACAAAUUGUUGUCGAUUGGAACACCUAUUCGGUGGUUGCAAACAUCUACAUAAAAGCAAGUAUCACCGACAAGGCUUCGUCUGCACUAAAAAAAGCAGAAGAGAAACUUGAUAAAAGGAAUGCACUCGGCUACAAUCAUCUUAUCUCCCUCUACAGCCAACUUGGAAACAAAUCUGAGAUGCAGAGGUUAUGGGAACUUCAGAAAGUGAACUGUAAGAAGUUUAUCAACAAAGAUUACACCACUAUGCUUGGAGGACUGGUAAAGCUUGGGGAGGUGGAAGAAGCAGAAGUUUUGAUGAAAGAAUGGGAAUCAAGUGGGAAUGCAUUAGAUUGGCGUGUCCCAAAUGUUCUUCUAGUUGGUUACAAAAAAAUGGGGUUGCUAGAAAAGGCUGAGGCCAUGCUCGAUGACUUCUUGAAGAAAGGUAAAACUCCUGCAGCAAGCAGCUGGGGGAUUGUGGCUACAGGUUAUGCAGAAAAGGACAUGAUGGAUAAGGCAUAUGAACUUAUGAAAAAUGCUCUUUGUGUUUAUAUUUCAAGUGCAGGCUGGGAACCAAAUCCAACUAUUGUCAAAAGCAUCUUGCAUUAUCUUGGUGACAACAGUCAAAGCAAGGAUGUAGAGACUUUCAUCCAACUACUAAAAUUUGCAAUGCCAAUAGAUAGAGACAUGUAUCACACUUUAAUUAAGACCUAUAUUAGAGAAGGGAAGGAGGUGAGUGAACUUAUGCAGAGAAUGAAAUCUGAUGGAAUUAAAGAAAAUGAGGAGACAAAGAAGAUUCUGGACAGUGCAAGCAAGCAUUCUCCGUCUCAUUCAUAACAAGUGCUCGUAUUGCUGUCUCCUCUCUUUAUGGAAGGUGAGAUUAUCUUUCUUGAUCCCUAUUGCUGGAUUUUGUUUCUUCAUAAACCUUUUAUAGUUGUGUUUCAGCUAUGGCAUUAUCAUAAUCACCACCAGUAAACUUUCUCAUGCAUAAUUUGGUCCAGACUUUUGGGGUUAAAAGAAGAGCAUGAGAAUGUUGUUGUUUUGAAGCAUCUCUGAUCACCAUAUUCCCUAGGGGAUAUGAAGCUCUGGGGACAUGUUCCUAGCAUUAGUGGCACAAUGUGUGAAAGUUUGUUCAAACGAUGGAUGAUGUUUUUCCAUUAACAUAAGAAAUUGAUUGGUGAUGAAUGCAACUUUUUAA
This is a messenger RNA of Musa acuminata subsp. malaccensis (wild Malaysian banana), 2514 nucleotides long. Its product is annotated as pentatricopeptide repeat-containing protein At4g21705, mitochondrial. Gene Ontology annotation, cellular component: mitochondrion. Gene Ontology annotation, molecular function: protein binding. NCBI's taxonomy places the organism in Eukaryota, Viridiplantae, Streptophyta, Magnoliopsida, Zingiberales, Musaceae. The record is from RefSeq and is a predicted model, not a curated record.